Amborella trichopoda is the source of this 4551-nucleotide messenger RNA. Its product is annotated as serine/threonine-protein phosphatase BSL3. Gene Ontology annotation, molecular function: protein binding; phosphoprotein phosphatase activity. Lineage: Eukaryota; Viridiplantae; Streptophyta; Magnoliopsida; Amborellales; Amborellaceae. Gene Ontology annotation, biological process: brassinosteroid mediated signaling pathway. The record is from RefSeq and is a predicted model, not a curated record.
GAAGUAGAGAGAGAAGAGGUGGGGGUGGAACGGGUAUUUUCGGGCAUUGAGAUUUUCUCGUCCACUUCGUGUGUUUGUUGUUCAUUCCUGCUCCUGUUUCUCUUCGAUUCGAGGGUGGUAAAAAGAAAAGAAAGAGGGCGGCGGUUUUGAUAGGCCUCCUCUUCGGCCGUGUUCGUUUGUUCGUUGGUUGUGUAGAGAGAGAAAGAGAGAGGUAGGUCUCGCUCGCUUGGCCCUUGUGUUGUUGUGAUCCAGAGGACGUCACUCCUCCGCCGUAGCUUGGGUCUUCUUCUUCAUCCACCCUAAUCCAAUAAUCAGUCUCCUGAUCUACCCUCUACUUUGCGGGAGCCUUCUUACCGUCAUCAAUUUUCUGCGUUUUGUGUGGGCGAUUGACCCAAUCAAAUCCAUCAUUCCAAUUGAAGAAUUGAAUCUUGACCUUCUCUUUCUUUCAUGGAAAGAGGGUUUUGAGGUACAGGAGAAAGAUUCAAUUAUUUCAUUAAUGGGUAGCAGUGAAUUAUCCUGUCUUAGAAAAUGCCCUCUUCCUUCCAUUAUCAUCUUUGUUUGAUUGAGAAGAAGGAAGAGGACAGGAGGCAAAGGCCACUGAUAUCAUCGUCAUCAUCAUCAACAACAUGGACGUGGAUUCAACCAUGGGGACAGAGAACGAGCAGCAGCAGCCACGAGAUCACAGCUCUUCUCCUGCUGUUGAUGAACAUCAACAGCAAGCAGAGCAGGAGCAUGAACAACAAGAGCAGCAAACCCCUUCACUGCCAUCAUCAUCCGCUGCUGCAGCAGCGCCCUCAUCUCCACAGCUACAGGCGGCAGCGAGCGUGAUGGGUCCAAGGCCGGCCCCGACAUACAGCGUGGUGAACGCCAUCAUUGAGAAGAAAGAGGACGGCCCUGGCCCCAGAUGUGGCCACACCCUCACUGCUGUUGCUGCCGUUGGAGAAGAGGGAACCCCCGGGUAUAUUGGGCCGAGGCUCAUCCUCUUCGGAGGUGCAACUGCCCUGGAGGGCAAUUCCUCUUCUACAGCCCCCUCUGGACCCCCUUCAUCCGGUGGAAAUGCUGGCAUCCGUUUAGCAGGCGCAACUGCUGAUGUUCACUGUUAUGAUGUCUUGUCUAAUAAAUGGUCGAGACUCACUCCACUUGGAGAGCAGCCUUCACCCCGGGCUGCACAUGUGGCUACUGCUGUGGGUACUAUGGUAGUCAUUCAGGGUGGCAUAGGUCCAGCUGGUUUAUCUGCAGAGGACCUACAUGUUCUCGAUUUGACGCAACAGAGACCACGGUGGCAUAGGGUAGUUGUGCAAGGUCCUGGCCCAGGGCCGCGUUAUGGACAUGUGAUGGCUUUGGUAGGGCAGCGGUUUCUUUUGGCCAUUGGUGGAAAUGAUGGAAAACGUCCUUUAGCAGAUGUUUGGGCAUUGGACACAGCUGCGAAGCCAUAUGAAUGGCGAAAAUUGGAGCCAGAGGGAGAAGGCCCCCCUCCAUGCAUGUAUGCAACUGCUAGUGCUCGCUCUGAUGGUCUACUCCUGCUUUGUGGAGGAAGGGAUGCAAAUAGCGUGCCUUUGGCUAGUGCUUAUGGCCUCGCAAAGCAUAGAGAUGGCAGGUGGGAAUGGGCUAUUGCCCCUGGUGUAUCACCAUCUCCUAGAUACCAGCAUGCAGCUGUUUUUGUGAAUGCCCGACUCCAUGUAUCUGGUGGAGCACUUGGUGGCGGACGAAUGGUAGAGGACUCCUCCAGUGUUGCAGUGUUGGAUACUGCAGCUGGGGUUUGGUGCGAUACCAAGUCUGUUGUGACAACCCCCAGAACAGGUAGAUACAGUGCUGAUGCUGCUGGAGGGGAUGCUUCUGUUGAGCUAACGAGACGCUGUAGGCAUGCAGCAGCUGCUGUUGGUGACUUGAUUUUUAUUUAUGGUGGACUUCGUGGUGGUGUCUUGCUCGAUGAUCUGCUUGUUGCUGAAGAUCUGGCUGCAGCUGAAACGACGACUGCAGCUUCACAUGCUGCUGCCGCAGCAGCAGCUUCCAAUGCUCAGGCGGGGAGAAGUCCAGGAAGAUAUGUGUAUGCUGAUGAAAGGGCCCGGCAUGUGAUUCCUGAGGCGGUUCCUGAUGGUGCUGUCGUGCUGGGAAGUCCUGUUGCUCCUCCAAUUAAUGGGGAUAUGUACACGGAUAUAAGCACAGAAAAUGCUGUGCUUCAAGGAAGGAGAUUGAGCAAAGGUGUGGAAUCCUUAGUUGAAGCUUCGGCAGCAGAAGCCGAAGCUAUUAGUGCGGCAUUAGCUGCUGCCAAAGCCCGACAGAGUAAUGGAGAGGUAGAGCAGCUCCCAGAUAGGGAUCGUGGGGCAGAGGCAACACCCAGUGGGAAACAACUUUCUGCCCCUGCAAAGUCACCAGAUUCUGUUAUUACCAAUAAUGUACCACCAACAGGAGUUCGACUUCAUCACAGAGCUGUUGUGGUAGCUGCAGAAACUGGAGGAGCUUUGGGAGGUAUGGUCAGGCAGCUUUCUAUUGACCAGUUUGAAAAUGAAGGAAGACGUGUUAGUUAUGGGACGCCAGAGAGUGCAAAUGCAGCUAGGAAGCUAUUAGAUAGGCAGAUGUCUAUUAAUAGUGUACCUAAAAAGGUUAUUGCACAUCUUCUGAAACCUCGGGGUUGGAAGCCUCCUGUGCGCAGGCAGUUCUUUUUAGAUUGCAACGAAAUCGCAGAUCUUUGUGAUACUGCAGAGCGAAUAUUUUCUUGUGAACCUAGUGUUUUACAAAUUAAAGCUCCUGUCAAGAUUUUCGGUGAUUUGCAUGGUCAAUUUGGAGACCUUAUGCGCUUAUUUGAUGAGUAUGGAUCUCCAUCUACAGCAGGAGAUAUAACUUAUAUCGAUUAUCUCUUCUUGGGUGAUUACGUCGACCGGGGGCAACACAGUUUGGAAACUAUUACUCUUCUGCUUGCUCUGAAGGUCGAGUAUCCGCAUAACGUGCAUUUGAUUCGUGGGAACCAUGAAGCAGCAGACAUUAAUGCCUUGUUUGGUUUUCGGAUUGAGUGUAUUGAGCGCAUGGGUGAGAGGGAUGGAAUUUGGGUUUGGCACCGUAUAAACAGGUUAUUCAACUGGCUUCCUUUGGCUGCUCUAAUUGAGAAGAAAAUCAUUUGCAUGCAUGGUGGCAUUGGGCGGUCCAUAAAUCAUGUGGAGCAGAUUGAAAACAUUCAACGUCCCAUCUCCAUGGAAGCAGGCUCAGUGGUUCUUAUGGAUCUACUAUGGUCUGACCCAACAGAGAAUGAUAGUGUUGAAGGACUGCGUCCAAAUGCCCGAGGCCCUGGUCUGGUUACAUUUGGGCCUGAUCGUGUCAUGGAAUUUUGCAAUAAUAAUGAUCUCCAGUUGAUUGUACGUGCACAUGAAUGUGUGAUGGAUGGAUUCGAACGUUUUGCCCAGGGGCAUCUCAUAACGCUCUUCUCAGCAACCAAUUAUUGUGGUACAGCAAAUAAUGCAGGAGCCAUAUUGGUAUUGGGGAGAGACCUUGUUGUGGUUCCCAAACUCAUACAUCCUGUGCCCCCGGCCAUUACGUCACCAGAAACAUCUCCUGAGCAUCAUAUCGAGGAUACAUGGAUGCAGGAGCUCAAUGCUCACCGACCGCCAACGCCAACCAGAGGCCGUCCACAAUCUGGUACAGAUCGGGGUUCUCUUGCUUGGAUUUGAUAUUAUUAUGUGCUGGUUCUCUUCCCUGCGAUGCGGUGGAUCGAGGAUGUCAUGGUGUGUUGUUUGAGAAUUGGAAAAAGGAAGUACAUCCUUUGUCAAACAACCGUGGCAUGAUGAGGCCUGUUGCCCUUCUUCCUGCUGCUGUCCUGACCAGUGAGUGUCCAUCGAUCAUUCCUCUUCUCAUACAUGUCAAGGCACAGGUGAUUUUAGUUACUUCCUAGAAAAGAGCGGCGGCAUCAAAGAUGGUGGUUUAAAGUUUAGAAAGUGGCUGGAUGGUUUGUGUGCUAGGUAGAUAGCUAGGUGUUUUUUAACUGGGGCUGGUUGGUUGGUUGCAAAAGUUUGUGAGAGGUUGCCGCUGUAUAUUGAGCCACGUGCAGCCAUGCAUAUGCUGUUUCUUCUAUUUUGAUGUUUCCAUUACAAAAUAGGUUAAUUCUUUUUUCCUUUGCCCCUUUUUUCUCUCUCACUUGAGAAAAAGACCUUUAUUGGCUCAUCGGAGUAUCAAAUAUUGGAUCAUGUACCAUAGAAUAGUUUCCGGUGUGCAGUGCUGUUCAAUAUGUAGCCCUGUUGUGCACUUGUACAAUGUAAGUUUUGUGUGAAGAGAAAGAGACUUUGAUUAUCCUGGACCUGUUCGAUGAUCACCUGAGAAGUGUGUAUUUCUGCGGGGCUUGGCUUCAACAGAUGGUGCUGAUUGUGGUUUCACUCAUCGUGGGUGAAUCAAUGGAGAGAGAGAGACACAGAGACAGAAACAUAGGAGCAUAUACUUGUGAUUGUGCUUUUAACUGUAUGCUUCAUUGCCAUCUUUCAUUUGAUUUUUGUGCCAUAAUAAGAUGAUGUUACAUGGGUUUGUGAUGGGGGGACUAUGCUUGAGGAAAUGCCUAAUAUUAUACCC